Ixodes scapularis (black-legged tick) is the source of this 609-nucleotide messenger RNA. RefSeq names its product pre-rRNA-processing protein TSR2 homolog. Lineage: Eukaryota; Metazoa; Arthropoda; Arachnida; Ixodida; Ixodidae. Bases 16 to 555 code for a protein of 179 amino acids. Gene Ontology annotation, cellular component: nucleus. The transcript has 5 exons. Gene Ontology annotation, biological process: maturation of SSU-rRNA from tricistronic rRNA transcript (SSU-rRNA, 5.8S rRNA, LSU-rRNA). The record is from RefSeq and is a predicted model, not a curated record.
GAAAGAGUUGCAAACAUGGCGACCGAGAGCGCCUUUCACGUGUCGAUCAAAACACUUAUCGGCGACUGGCAAGGAUUCCAGAUUGCGAUGGAGAAUGGUAUGGGUGGACCCGAUGCCAAGGCUAAAGAGAAGUGGUUAGUCCAGGCCAUUGAAGAGUACUUCGCCCAAAACGGUGAGAUUGCGAACCUGCACCCCGACGAGGUAGAAUACGUCCUAGCGUCCAUACUAGACACGGAGUUUGACACCAUCAUCGAAGACGGCAGUGUGGCCCAGAUAUCGGCAGUACUAUGCAAGCACUACCAGUUAUGCCAGGAGGGACGCGAGAACGAAGUCCUCCAGUCCCUGACACAGAGGCUACCACGCACACCCACGGUGGCGUUUCCAAUGCAGACGGACUACUCCAGUGAUGACGAGGCAGAAAUGCAAGAACACGUCAACACUCAAGUCAGCUCCCAGCUUGGUAACCUGAGGCUCAAUGGACAAAACGAACCUCCAGCAAAACCUGAACCCGACGAAGACGGGUGGACCACAGUGAGGCACGGACGAAGGACGUAGCCAUGGCCAUUGCUAGCCACGCACCCCUGUACAGCACAAUAAUAAUAACUAAUA